UCUGUAUUCAGGAGCUGAGACAGCCUUAGUUUGGAGUGAACUUGUAUUUUCUGCUGAAUCUUGUUUACUGGGACAUCAUUUUUAGAGACUGGUGCUUGCUGCCAUAUCUCAUCUAAAGAUGCUGCGCCUGAAGUGGAUAUUUGCAACAGUGUUCUGUUUUGGCUUCUGUGUAUUAUUGUUAAAUCUACAGGAUUUCUGUACAAUUUGUCGAAAAAUAUUUUAUUCACCUUCCCUGAGAUCUGCUACAGUGAGGGAGACGUUCCAGUUGCGCCCCAAGGUACAGUGCGAGAGGAAUCCCCCAUUCUUGGUGUUGUUGGUGACCACAAACCACAGCCAAAAGGAGGAACGGAACGUUAUCCGGCAGACUUGGGGCAAGGAAAGACUAAUUGGGGAUAAACUUGUUUCCACCUAUUUCCUUCUGGGCGCCGGCACAAACCCACGCCUGCAAGAGGAACUCAUUGAAGAAAGCAACACUUACAAUGACAUUAUUCAGAGAGACUUCAUAGACUCAUAUUACAAUCUGACCCUCAAAACCAUAAUGGGGAUCGAAUGGAUUUGCACUCAUUGCCCACAAACUACAUUUGUGAUGAAAACAGACACAGAUAUGUUUGUUAAUCCAUUGUACCUCGUGGAGCUGCUUGUAAAGAAAAAUCAGACAACCGACCUCUUUACUGGUUCCCUCAGACUGCACGAUGCACCCAUACGGGAUAUAAACAGCAAGUGGUACAUAAGCACAGCAGAAUACCCACAGGCUAAAUACCCGCCAUUUUGCUCAGGGACUGGAUACGUCUUUUCUGUAGAUGUUGCACAAAGGAUCCAGAAUGUCUCCAGCACAGUCCCAUUUUUCAAACUGGAGGAUGUCUAUGUAGGGAUGUGUCUGGAGAAGCUGGAAAUCAACUUGCAGAAUCUUCAUACCGAGACCACGUUUUACGCAUAUAAAAAGCCUUUCACUGUCUGUAACUAUCGGAAACUGGUCACUUCGCAUGGCGUCCAACCAGGUGAAAUUUACCUUUUCUGGGAAGCCCUACGAAGAUCAAGAGAUGAACAGUGCUGAAAGGACGGAACCUUCAUUGCUCUGUUUUAUCAAAUGGGAAACAA
Messenger RNA from Xenopus tropicalis (tropical clawed frog), 1098 nucleotides. RefSeq names its product beta-1,3-galactosyltransferase 5 gene 2 (gene b3galt5.2). The transcript is spliced from 2 exons. Gene Ontology annotation, molecular function: hexosyltransferase activity. The record is from RefSeq and is a predicted model, not a curated record. NCBI's taxonomy places the organism in Eukaryota, Metazoa, Chordata, Amphibia, Anura, Pipidae. The coding region runs from base 119 to 1054 and encodes 311 amino acids. Gene Ontology annotation, biological process: glycoprotein biosynthetic process. Gene Ontology annotation, cellular component: Golgi membrane; membrane.